AUGGCCGACUCCGGCGACUCCUCCCCGCUCUCCGCCGCGGCCACCGACGACGCGCACCACGACCACAACACCAACACCGCCCCGGACGCCGCCGCGGCCGUGGCGGCGGCGGCGCAGGCGGCCGCCCCGCCCCCCUCCCUCCCGCCGCCGCCGCCGCCCAAGGUGCGCCUCAUGGUCAGCUACGGGGGCCGCAUCCAGCCGCGGCCCCACGACAACCAGCUCUCCUACGUCAACGGCGACACCAAGAUCCUCUCCAUCGACCGCCCGCUCCGCUUCCCCGACUUCCUCGCCCGCCUCGCCGCCCUCGCCCGCGCCGCCGCCACCUCCGAAAUCUGCGUCAAGUACCAGCUCCCCGGCGAGGACCUCGACGCGCUCGUCUCCGUCACCAACGACGAGGACCUCGACCACCUCGUCAUCGAGUACGACCGCCUCCACCUCUUCCGCGGAUCCGGCAGCGGCUCCUCCCGCGGCGGCGGCGGCGCCACCCCCAGGCUCAGGGUCUUCCUCUUCCCCGUCACCCCCCUCCACCCGCCCCCGCCGCCCGCCUCGCCCUCGCCCUCGCCGCUGCACCAGCCCAACACCGUCGUCGAGCCCCCCAAGCACGAGUGGUACCUCGCCGACGUCAGGGCCGCCAGCCCGACCCCGCAGCACCAGCCGCACCAGCCGCCGCAGGAGACGCUUCUCGUCCACUCGCCGCCUACCCACGCGGCGGUGCCCAUGGCUGCGGUGCCGCAGCCCGUCAUGCUCACAUCGCGGAACGACCUCGACGCCCUCUACGGCCUCGAAUACGCCUACGUCCAGCCACCGGCGGUCAAGGUCAGGGACCCCGCUGCUGCGGGCGAGCCCCCCAUGUUCAGGGACAACGUCCCCGUCGAGAUCCCGCCCAAAACUGAAGACAACCGCGGCAUCCCCAUCCCCGCCACCGACAACGCCAUGCUCGCUCCCCCAAUCUCCCCACCCACCGAGUUCCAUCGCCAGAUCCACGACAAGCUGCAGCUCGCCGACAACGCCUCCCUGCAGGCACCACCAACUCCUAAUCCGCUCGCCGCCCAGCAGCCACCACAAGCUCCCGCUCCCGUUGCAGCCCAGCAGGCACCGCCACCUCCUGUUCAGGUUACCGCCCAGCAAGCACCACCACCUCCUGUUCAGGUUGCAGCCCAGCAGGCACCGCCACCAGCUCCUGUUCAGGUUGCAGCCCAGCAGCAAACACCAGCUCCUACUCCGGUUGCCUCCCAGCAGCCAGCUCCUGCUCCGGCUACCCCUGCUGCUCAGGUUGCCCCUGCCGCAGCCGCCUUAACCAGGAACGGCAGCAACGACUCCCUCACCCGCGCCUACCCACCCGCCACCACCACCGCCCCACCAGAGUACUACGUCCCAAAGUUCCCGGAGAAGCCCCAAGUCAUUCCUCAGUCGUCCGCUCCACCCGCCGCCUACCUGCCGGUGCCGCCGGGCAGGUACGCAUCUGUCGCCCCUGGCUCCGCGGCCGACCACGGCCCCUUCUUCUACAUCCACGGGCCGCCGCCCCACGGCUACUACGCCAGCACCAACCCCGCCGGCAACGCCUACUACGCCGUCGCCCCGCACAACGGCAACGGCAACGGGAACGGCGCCGCUCCUGCCCCCGCCAUGUCCAACGCCUACCCGCAGGUGGCCUACGACAGCAAUGGCCGCGCCGUCUACUACACCGGCAUCCUCCCCCAGCAGUACCCUUCGCCCGUCAACGGCAUGUCGGCGUCCGCAGCGGUUCUCGGCACCGAGCCCUCCAAGCCUGUGGCCGUCAAGCCCACCGUCUCCUGAUCCAGCAAUGGGUUAAAACUGAAAUAGUUUUCCAAUUUUCGUUCGUUCGUUCGUCAAUAUUAUUAUGGGGUUAAUAUGUCAGUCAGUUGGAUGGAUUCGUUAUUGUGUCUAGUAUUAUUCACCUAUAAUUUUUUUUUUAUCUUUUUGUUUAGAGUUUUGGUUUUGGAACUAAUGGGUUCUGUCAUAUGCAACUAGUUCUUGGUGUGCUUAGAUGUACAUACAGUCUUCCGUGGACAUAAUGGAUAAUUAUAUUAGCAUGCUGGAGAGUUCUUUAUUUAA
Molecule: messenger RNA, 2076 nt
Organism: Lolium rigidum
Lineage: Eukaryota; Viridiplantae; Streptophyta; Magnoliopsida; Poales; Poaceae
Product: formin-like protein 7
Exons: 1
Coding region: 1-1797 (598 amino acids)
Molecular function (GO): protein binding
Source: RefSeq, a predicted model, not a curated record